Messenger RNA from Diospyros lotus (date-plum), 1128 nucleotides. RefSeq names its product auxin-responsive protein IAA14-like. Lineage: Eukaryota; Viridiplantae; Streptophyta; Magnoliopsida; Ericales; Ebenaceae. The record is from RefSeq and is a predicted model, not a curated record. Bases 131 to 907 code for a protein of 258 amino acids. Gene Ontology annotation, molecular function: protein binding. Gene Ontology annotation, cellular component: nucleus. Gene Ontology annotation, biological process: regulation of DNA-templated transcription. The transcript is spliced from 5 exons.
GCCACACUCGCUGCUUCCUCUGCUACAUUAUUGGUUAUUAUUGCUGUCUCUCUCUCUCUCUGUGGUUGAAGAAGAAGGAGGAGGAGUGAUCGAGAUUAAGCAUAAAUUAGUAUUAAGUGCCGGAGUUUGAAUGGAAGUUGGCCGGAAAAUGUCCAACUUGCUCCGAGAAGGGCGAGAUGGCGGCUACAGCCUGAACCUCAAGGAGACAGAGCUGUGCCUGGGCCUGCCUGGAGGCGGAGAAGGCAAGAUCACCGGAAAAAGAGGGUUCUUGGAGACUGUUGACCUGAAGCUCAACCUUCAAUCUAAUGACUUAUCUGCGGUGGUCGAUCUGAAGCAUCAGGUAAAGAUGAACAACAACAUAUCUCUUCCCAAGGAGAAGAACCUCCUUCCCAGCUGCCCCAAGGAUCCUGCAAAACCACCCGCUAAGGCGCAGGUUGUGGGUUGGCCACCAGUGAGGUCAUACCGAAAGAACAUAAUGUCUCAGAAGAGCCAUGCCGAGGAGCCCGAGAAGGCUGCUGGCAGCGGCAGUGGCAGCGGCAGCGGCGGCGCAGCCUUCGUGAAGGUUUGUAUGGACGGCGCGCCUUACCUGCGGAAGGUGGACCUGAAGAUGUACAAGAGCUACCAAGAGCUCUCUGAUGCCUUGGCCAAGAUGUUUAGUUCCUUUACCAUGGGUAACUAUGGGGCCCAAGGAAUGAUAGAUUUUAUGAAUGAGAGCAAGUUGAUGGAUCUGUUGAACAGCUCUGAGUAUGUGCCAACCUAUGAAGAUAAGGAUGGAGACUGGAUGCUCGUGGGGGAUGUCCCAUGGGAGAUGUUUGUGGAUUCAUGCAAGCGCCUGCGGAUAAUGAAAGGAUCAGAAGCAAUUGGACUCGCGCCAAGAGCCAUGGAGAAAUGCAAGAGCAGGUGCUGAGCAGUCUGCAGUCUGUCAAGCUUUUGCAGAGACUGAAUUGUGCAAGAUUUGAUAAUUGUGUCUGUAAUUUUUAUUAUUUGAUAUAGUAUAUAGAUCUGGACGUAUAUAUAUAUGUAAUGGACAAAAGCCUACAAGCUUUAAGUACCUAUUGUCUCUGGUUUGUUUAUUGUUCAUUCCCUGCCUAAUUAAUAAUCUCCAUUAUUUCCAUGUUCUUUCUUCUU